Molecule: messenger RNA, 671 nt
Organism: Lasiosphaeria miniovina
Lineage: Eukaryota; Fungi; Ascomycota; Sordariomycetes; Sordariales; Lasiosphaeriaceae
Exons: 3
Coding region: 67-357 (96 amino acids)
Molecular function (GO): oxidoreductase activity
Source: RefSeq, a predicted model, not a curated record
AGCGCAUGGCGCCCUUUGCGGCAUACCGUUCAAGAGUGGCCACUUGCUCUCUGCGAGUCGAGUUUGAUGGAGUGUGUGUGUUGGGGUGCUCUUUCCUUACAUUUGAUGUCGCAACAAGACCUUGUGGAAUGUGACCACGUUCGGCGGAGGUUCAAAUGGUGCGCUUUUUACGCGUACUACAACCCUGAUCAUAAAUGGCACUAUCUGUCAAGGCAGAAACCGGAAGAGGUUAUGUUUUUGAAGAUCUUUGACUCGGAUCCCUUAGUUAGAGCUACGAAUUGUUCUCAUACAUCUUUCCAACACCUAAAUAGCCCUAAGGACUGUCCCCUCGCGAGAGUAUCGAGGUCCGCGCACUAAUAUUUAACUACCCGACUGAUAAAUAACUGCUGGGCACAAUGAAUAAGCCAAAUUAGUGCAAGUGUAGCCCAUAAUUCGGGGUUGUGUUACGAUCCCGGCUCAAGUCUGCAGGAGGCGCUGGAAGCCGAUUGCUGAUUGGGCAGCACUGGCAGGCGGGACGGGCCCCACAUGAGCUCGGUGCGGCCAACCAGGCGGCGCUCAGUGCGUUCGGCCGCCAAGAUUGGGAAGACCCACUGAGCAGGAAGAACAGCCAAUUAGGAAAGUGCUCAGUUACCAUUGAGAGCUCAGUCGUCCUGGAAGACUGAGCGCUCCGG